AUGAAUUCUGUGGUGUCUGAUGUACCCUUGAGCGUUCCGAUAAAAGAUCUACAAACACGUACUGUACCAAGCCAUAGUUCGUUUGAAUAUAAUGGCGAAAUUUGGUGCGUGAAAGGUGUAGGCUAUUACCUACCAGAAUGCCAGAGAAGCCGAUCGAACAUGUCUGCAACAGCCUACGAGUCUACUAUACCCACCCACUAUGCCCAAACUCAUGCCCAGACUCAUGCCCAGACUCCUUCAACCGCGGUCACUUGUGGAGAAGCCGUCGGUCCUGGGUUCCUAGACGAAUCUCUUAAUCUCAACCCUUACCAGCAGUUUGAGAAAUUUAGUUUUGACGAUCUAGUGGUAUCCAAUUCAUUGGAGCAACAGAUGCGAACUAUUGAACAUACAAAUACAAACAUAAACAUAAACCUAAGCACAAAUACACAGCCACAACCACAACCACAACCACAACCACAACCACAACCACAAUCACAAUCACAACCACAACCACAACUACAAUCGCAACUACAAUCACAGCCGCAGUCUCAGUCGCAAUUCAUGGAUCAAAUGUUCUCCCAUCCAGAAAACGUACCAACCCACCAUAUGUCGAAAUGCAGCUACCAGAUCCCCCAAUUCACCGACCCUGUAUUUGACGAUAAUCAGCCUCAAAAUGCAUCUCUUGUCUACUCAGCCGAUUCAAUAGGUGCGCACACACCAGAAAGUCAUGUAUUUCAACGUCGGGUGGAAUACACUUCACCGCAUUGCACAGUUGAAUCCCAAACGAUGGUUGACUAUCCGUUUUAUAAUCCUUGUGCAGCUAUACAAGAUUACCCUGUGACUCAGCCCUUUUCAGCCUUGACAAGCUUAGACAUGGGUCGGUCGCCUUCAGUUACCGGACACAUGUACAGUCCGUACAUGAUGCAGAACAGUCCACACACAGCGCACAGCCCAUCACCCUACCCAACACCCCGUUCUCCGUCGCACGUCAUCGAUACUUCCCACGAUCCCCCACGCACAAAGAGAGCUUAUAAAAGAAAGACCGAGGAUGGCACUACAAGUGUUGAUCCUAAAGUAAAGCCAAAGAAGCCUCGAGUCAAGCGAAAGCCAAAGCCAAAGGAUCCUGAAGACGCAAAUGCGCCUCCCAAACCAAAGCGAAAAACAGGACUCAAUAAACCAUUGAUUCCAAGCCCGGCCCUGUCGGCUGUGCUUGGUGGUGACACCGAGCUUUCCAGACCAGAAAUUGUAAAGAAACUGUGGUUCUAUAUAAAGAGUAACGAGUUACAAGACCCUGUGGAUCGUAGAUUUAUUCUAUGCGAUCAUAAGUUGAGGUCUUUGUUUGGACAAGAUAGAAUAAACAGCUUCCGGAUGAACAGAGACCUGUCAGCACAUUUGACAAACACGACAAUAGAUACGCACAGCCAAUUUGAUUUCAAGUCUAAAGAUGAAUUUUGCUUAGGAGUACUUUUUGACCAAAAAAAUGAUUUAGUCCCUGUGGUGUGUGUUUCACCUACCGGAACUGCAGAUACGCCAGACGUGAUGACACCAAUGGAAGGUUAUCAUGUUUAA
Molecule: messenger RNA, 1548 nt
Organism: Phycomyces blakesleeanus NRRL 1555(-)
Lineage: Eukaryota; Fungi; Mucoromycota; Mucoromycetes; Mucorales; Phycomycetaceae
Exons: 3
Coding region: 1-1548 (515 amino acids)
Cellular component (GO): nucleus
Source: RefSeq, a predicted model, not a curated record